Pteronotus mesoamericanus is the source of this 3570-nucleotide messenger RNA. RefSeq names its product phospholipase C like 1 (inactive) (gene PLCL1). Gene Ontology annotation, biological process: phosphatidylinositol-mediated signaling; lipid metabolic process; release of sequestered calcium ion into cytosol. Gene Ontology annotation, molecular function: phosphatidylinositol-4,5-bisphosphate phospholipase C activity. The coding region runs from base 166 to 3456 and encodes 1096 amino acids. The record is from RefSeq and is a predicted model, not a curated record. The transcript has 6 exons. NCBI's taxonomy places the organism in Eukaryota, Metazoa, Chordata, Mammalia, Chiroptera, Mormoopidae.
GAGCGAUGCCUCCUCUCCAGAAAGUUGCAGCCACCGCCGCCGGCGGGCGGUGAAACCAAGUCUGGCGGGGCCGCCUCUCGGUGCCUGAGUGUAACCGUGCCCGGCGGCUGGACUCCGCGGCUGGGCGUGCAGUCUCCUCCCCGAGAGCCCGAAACGCACCCCGCCAUGGCCGAGGGCGCGGCUGGCAGGGAGGGUCCCGCGAUGCUCGACGCAGCCGGAGGCGAAGACGACCCCCGAGUGGGCCUGGACGGAGCCUCCGGGGACGGCGUGGCGGCGGCGCCUGGGGGCCGGUCCAGGGACCGUCGCAGCGGGGUCGUAUUGCCGGUCGCUGCAGGGGCCCCGGCGGACAGCGAGGCUAGUCUCCUGGAGGCGGCGCGGGCGACCCCCCGGCGCAGCAGCAUCAUCAAGGAUCCAUCAAACCAAAAAUGCGGCGGAAGGAAGAAAACCGUGUCUUUCAGCAGCAUGCCAUCGGAGAAGAAGAUCAGCAGCGCGAGCGACUGCAUCAGCUUCAUGCAAGCUGGCUGUGAGCUGAAGAAAGUCCGGCCCAAUUCUCGCAUUUACAACCGUUUUUUCACUCUGGACCCAGACCUCCAAGCUCUCCGGUGGGAACCGUCCAAGAAAGAUCUCGAGAAAGCUAAGCUUGAUAUUUCUGCCAUUAAAGAGAUCAGACUGGGGAAGAACACAGAAACAUUUAGAAACAAUGGCCUUGCUGACCAAAUUUGUGAGGACUGUGCCUUUUCUAUACUCCAUGGGGAAAACUACGAGUCUCUGGACCUAGUUGCUAAUUCAGCAGAUGUUGCAAACAUCUGGGUGUCAGGGUUACGGUACCUGGUUUCUCGAAGUAAGCAACCCCUUGAUUUUAUGGAGGGCAACCAGAACACACCCAGGUUCAUGUGGUUGAAAACAGUGUUCCAAGCAGCAGAUGUUGAUGGGAAUGGGAUUAUGUUGGAAGACACCUCUGUGGAGUUAAUAAAACAACUCAACCCUACCCUGAAGGAAUCCAAGAUCAGGUUAAAGUUUAAAGAAAUCCAGAAGAGCAAGGAAAAGCUAACCACCCGAGUGACAGAAGAGGAAUUUUGUGAAGCUUUUUGUGAACUUUGCACCAGGCCAGAAGUGUAUUUCUUACUGGUACAGAUAUCUAAAAACAAAGAAUAUUUGGAUGCCAAUGACCUGAUGCUCUUUUUAGAAGCUGAGCAAGGAGUCGCUCAUAUCACUGAGGAUAUGUGCUUAGACAUUAUUCGGAGAUAUGAAUUUUCUGAAGAGGGACGUCAGAAAGGAUUUCUUGCAAUUGAUGGCUUUACCCAGUAUUUGUUGUCACCAGAAUGUGAUAUUUUUGAUCCUGAGCAAAAAAAGGUCGCCCAAGAUAUGACCCAGCCGUUAUCUCACUACUACAUCAGUGCCUCUCACAAUACCUAUCUCACAGAAGACCAGUUCCGGGGGCCUGCUGAUAUUAAUGGGUAUGUUAGAGCUUUGAAAAUGGGCUGUCGAAGCAUUGAACUCGAUGUAAGUGAUGGUCCAGAUAAUGAACCCAUCCUUUGUAAUCGAAAUAACAUGACAACACACCUUUCCUUUCGAAGUGUCGUAGAGGUGAUAAACAAAUUUGCCUUUGUUGCUUCUGAAUACCCACUCAUUCUGUGCUUGGGGAAUCACUGCUCCAUACCACAGCAGAAGGUAAUGGCUCAACAGAUGAAAAAGGUCUUUGGCACUAAACUCUACACCGAAGCACCCUUGCUGUCAGAAUCCUACCUCCCAUCACCAGAAAAAUUAAAAAGAAUGAUCAUUGUGAAGGGAAAGAAAUUGCCUUCUGGUUCAGAUGCUUUAGAAGGAGAAGUAACUGAUGAAGAUGAGGAAGCUGAAAUGUCUCGAAGGAUGUCAGUAGAUUACAAUGGUGAGCAGAAACAAAUCUGGCUGUGUAGAGAGCUCUCUGAUUUGGUAUCUAUUUGUAAAUCUGUUCAGUACAGGGAUUUUGAACUGUCUAUGAAAAGCCAAAACUACUGGGAAAUUUGUUCAUUUAGUGAAACAGAGGCCAGCCGAAUUGCCAAUGAAUACCCAGAGGAUUUUGUGAAUUAUAAUAAGAAGUUCUUAUCAAGAAUCUAUCCAAGUGCUAUGAGGAUUGAUUCCAGUAACUUGAAUCCACAGGACUUCUGGAAUUGUGGCUGUCAGAUUGUGGCAAUGAAUUUUCAGACUCCGGGGCCCAUGAUGGACCUCUACACAGGCUGGUUUCUCCAAAAUGGAGGAUGCGGGUACAUCCUGAGGCCAUCCAUCAUGCGGGACGAGGUUUCUUACUUCAGUGCGAAUACAAAGGGCAUUGUCCCCGGGGUGUCUCCUCUAGCUCUUCACAUCAAGAUCAUCAGUGGCCAGAAUUUCCCAAAGCCCAAGGGAGCUUGUGCCAAAGGGGAUGUCAUAGAUCCCUAUGUUUGUAUAGAGAUACAUGGAAUACCAGCAGACUGUGCAGAACAAAGAACUAAAACUGUACAACAAAACAGUGAUAAUCCUAUUUUUGAUGAAACUUUUGAGUUUCAAGUUAACCUACCUGAGCUGGCCAUGAUCCGCUUUGUUGUUCUGGAUGAUGACUACAUUGGGGAUGAGUUUAUAGGGCAAUACACAAUUCCGUUUGAGUGUUUGCAGCCUGGAUAUCGACAUGUUCCCCUGCGCUCUUUUGUGGGUGACAUCAUGGAGCAUGUAACUCUUUUUGUCCACAUAGCAAUAACCAAUCGAAGUGGAGGAGGAAAGGCACAGAAGCGCAGUCUUUCAGUGCGAAUGGGGAAGAAGGUUCGAGAGUAUACCAUGCUCAGGAAUAUUGGUCUGAAAACCAUAGAUGACAUCUUUAAAAUAGCUGUUCAUCCCUUACGAGAAGCCAUAGAUAUGAGAGAAAAUAUGCAGAACGCCAUAGUGUCUAUUAAGGAGCUGUGUGGACUUCCUCCAAUUGCCAGUCUGAAGCAGUGCCUGUUGACUCUGUCCUCUCGGCUCAUCACCAGUGACAAUACUCCUUCAGUUUCGCUUGUGAUGAAAGACAACUUUCCUUAUCUGGAGCCUCUGGGGGCAAUUCCAGAUGUGCAGAAAAAGAUGCUGGCUGCUUAUGAUCUGAUGAUUCAAGAGAGCCGGUUUCUCAUAGAAAUGGCUGACACCAUCCAGGAAAAGAUUGUGCAGUGCCAAAAAGCAGGGAUGGAGUUCCAUGAAGAACUUCAUAAUCUGGGGGCAAAAGAAGGCUUGAAAGGAAGAAAACUCAACAAGGCAAUUGAGAGCUUUGCUUGGAACAUUACAGUACUGAAGGGCCAAGGAGAUCUGUUGAAGAAUGCAAAGAAUGAAGCUAUAGAAAACAUGAAGCAGAUCCAGCUGGCGUGCUUGUCUUGCGGACUUAGCAAAGCCCCCAGCAGCGGUGCCGAGGCCAAGGGCAAGCGCGGCCUGGAAGCCAUAGAGGAGAAGGAGGGCGGCGAGGAGAACGGGAAGCUGUGACCGCGCAGGAUCGGCGCCUUCACCCGUCCUUUCUGUCAAAGGCUCUGUUGUUUCCUUUCUGGUUUUUGUUCUUUAAGCUUUUUAGAUGUUCACAAAAAGAUGCCAUCUGUCAGA